CAGCCAUCUUUCAUUCUUUACAAUCGUCAUUGCCUUCAGACUUUUCGAAACUGUGAAUUAAUUUUUGUUGGUAGACUGAUUUUAAGCACAUUAUUUGGCUUUAGAGAACUGAAAAGAAAAUGUCAUUUCUCUCACGUCUGUCUACAGUGGUCAUAACAGCACUAAAUGAAAUCGGAAAUAUAUUUUGGAGAUUGCAAGAUUUAUUCUUGUUCCCUACAAGAAGAGAGGAGAGUGAGCCGGAAUUUUCUGUCAAUCCAAAAAUGCUUGCAAAGGUUGACACCCAGCUAAUCAUGCAGUCUCCAAGCACUUAUUCAGCCUUUAAAGAACAAAUAGAGAUUGUUGCAGAGAUUAUACGUGAAUAUGACACAGAUGACGUUGUUGUGGUGGUGAUUGUUGUUGGUCUUGCAAGGCACAAGUGUUUGGAUUCAAGAAACUUUAAGAGUCAAUCUUUGUUUGAACAGGAGCUAAAAAGCAUAGCAUAUCUUGGACACUGUGCUGAUGUUGCUAUGUGUUUGAAAAAAGCCAGAGAAAACUGUUUAAGUUCAUACAGAGGACGUCCUGGUGUAAAGAAAAUUGCUGUAUUUUUAAACAAUUCCGACUACAGCGAUAAUGAAAAUGCUGCCAUCAAUGAAGCAAACAAGAUAAAGUUAAUGGUGUCUGAAAUGGUUGUUGUCUCAGUUGGCAAUAGAAACCACACAUUACUUAACCAACUGGCAUCCAAAAAAGAAUACGUAUUAAGUUAUUCAAAUACACUUGAGCUUUCUGAAGACGGCUCUCGACAACUUAAAGUCGUUACCUGUACAAUCGCUCCAAAAUACGACGCACCUGCAGAUAUUCUUUUCGUCAUCGAUUCUUCUAGAAGUAUCACCCGAGAGAAUUACCUUAAGGAAAUGGAAUUUGUUGUCGGGCUGUCAAAAUACUUCAACAUCGGUCCGGCUAAUGCAGAGUUCAGUGCAAUGGUGAAUUCUGACGAUUCGGAAAUGCUGUUUUACCUGGCCACAAAAGCACAUACCAGCAUUGAAAAGGCUUUUCUCCAAGCCCCCUAUUUUCCAAGAAAAACCAGCACCACUACCGUUCUCCAAAAAGCUAUAGUGUAUGCUUUUAGCAUCAACGCAAGGUCUAAAUAUAAGAAAUUAGCCAUUGUAAUAGUGAAUGGCGAUUCUUGUAGGAGAAAAGAAACAAAAUGUGAAGCAAAUCUGCUAAAGGACUUUGGUGUGCAUGUGAUUGCUAUUGGCUUUGGCAAUGCCAAGAAAAAGGACUUGGAAGCCAUAGCAUCAAGUAAAAUGUAUGCUUUCUAUUUGGGAAAUUAUGACGUAGGGGAGACGGUAUAUGAAGAAAUAGUGAAGUUCAUUUCAGAGAUAACUUCUGAAGUGGUUGAAACUUAUGGUACUACAACAACCUACUUUCAAAUAUUUAUGUAUCUAUUAAAACAAUACUGGUCAAAGCUUAUCACCAUAACGAAUCGGAACCUCGUCUUAGAAUACUUUCACAAAAACAGGAACAAUCGACAAGAAUGGUUUGAAAUGAUCAAACUAAGUCACGUUACGAGGUACCUUCAAAAUGUUAACCAAGAAGGUCCAGACAUUGACCUUGUUUUAAGCAAACAUUCAAGUCAUGAACAAUUUAAGGAUGCUCUUGUCUUCACCAGUGUUGUUUUAAGUUACAGUAACAAUCUACUGGAGGUACUCAAGGAGCCUUUGCAAUUAGAGAAGAUCUCCACUGAGUUGAAACAAUUCUAUCAAGCCGUAGAGACCAUUUCCAAGGCUAUCUCCUUGUUCCAAGCUCUCAUGCCAUGGUCUUUCUCUGCAUGUCGGAAGGAAAUAGACAUCCAAAUUGAUGAGCUACAAACUACUAUAAAUAACAUGAACUUCAGUUUUGAUAACCAACAGCUUUCCAAACUGGCAUUGAGUAAAACUCUUGUGGUGUACGAUGUAGAUAUAUUGUGUAGUGUAUUGGGGCUUCAAACAAAAUUUUCACAAUUUGCUAAACAAGUGAGUGUGGACAUGUGGCUACAUGACCUACAGCAAAGCCAAGUUGUGAAUUGGUUGAAACGUAAUGGUGAAGGGGAAUCUCUGCCUCAAGCUGACCGUAACAGUGACAGGGAACCCUUGUCUCAGACUGAAGCUAGCAGUACACUGAGGUACAAACUGAUUUUUCUUGGUUUUACCUCAUGGAAGGCUGCAUCCAUAGCAGACAACAUUUCUGAAGAUUGGAUCAACCACCAGACAGCUUUAGACCUGGCUACAUCACAUAUAUUAGACAUGUUCCAAUGUCAUCCCGUGUUAACUGUGGCCAGUGGAUUUCCUUACAACUGUACAGUAAUAGAUGCGUUGUUUGACCAAACUGUUGAGAUGAACGAUGGGCACACUGUAUCAGAGCGUUGUAUAAAAGUUAUGAAUGUUUCAGAUAUUAGCAACAAGAAAGUUCAAUCAGAUUUUCUAAAACAAAUUAGUAACAGCAUACCUAAUGAAAACAUCAAAUUGUAUCACGGCACUUCUCAUGACUGCGCCAAGUCUAUUCUAACUAAGGGAAUUCGCUUAGGAAGAGGUCGCCAAUUCCAGGAUUUCUCCCAUGGUGAUGGAUUCUAUUUAUCGUAUGUUUAUAAUCAUGCAAAAGAAAGAGCCAUACACAAAUCCAAGCGACCUGCUGUCAUUGUGUACUGCAUUAAUGAAGUGACCCUCCAACAAUUCUCUGGACUUAUCCUGUUUCGAGACAUGGAUUGUUGGGGUACAACAGUGAAAUACUGCCGGAACGGCUAUGAAGGACUUAUGCCUGACAAUUUUCCCGCGUAUCAUUAUGUCGCUGGACCAAUGUGCAUGAAUGUAGAAGAUGUAAUAGAGGGCCAUCAAGAACCUGUGACUCACGUUGUUGAAAAAAAUCAAUUGUGUGUUAAAAAACCAGAAUUGGCUAGACAUUUCAACCUUCCUGAUAACAUUGUAUGUGUCAUCUUCUAUAAAGAAACAAUCUAGUAAUUGGUUAUAGUUUUAUUUUAGUUAACCCUUCAUUUCAUGAAUUAAUUUUGUGAAAAGCUAUUUGAGAACAAAAAAUCUUACAAGGUGACCUGUGGUGUGUAGAGAGCAUAAAUAAUAAUGAAAUUGAAUUAUUUUAUCAAAUAAUGUUUAUUUUGCAAAAAAAAACAGAAUGUUGCAAUUUUGCUACAGUAUGCAACGGUCAGUAAAAAUAAUUUAAAAUCUACAUUACAUAUUUACAGUAAAUAGCUUGAAAGUAUGCUUCACGUCAAUAAAUGAGAAUAAUCUAGCAAAUAAUAGCAUUGGAAUGUAUAAUAUAAAUUCAUUCAAGAUAAACGUAUACUAUAAAUUCAUUCAAGAUAAAAUCUACAAUUGAUUUCUC
This is a messenger RNA of Physella acuta, 3351 nucleotides long. RefSeq lists its product as uncharacterized. The record is from RefSeq and is a predicted model, not a curated record. Lineage: Eukaryota; Metazoa; Mollusca; Gastropoda; Physidae.